CCCGUUUCUUCGUCAAAAUGCUCUCGCGGACAAUUCGGAGGAGCAUUGCGUCGCCGUUGAGGCGCAAUGUCUUCGUUCCUGCAGCUCGACCUGCCUUCCGAACCGUCACCACUGAUGCGGCAUCAUCGCACGCGGACAAGGAGGCCGUUCCGAAGGAGGAUGACAAGCCCUUCGAAAUCCGCCUCUCUGACGAGAGCUUCGAGACGUAUGAGCUCGACCCGCCGCCAUACACGCUCGACACCACCAAGGCCGAGCUGAAGCAGAUGUACUACGACAUGGUCGCUGUACGGCGCAUGGAGAUGGCCGCCGACAGGCUCUACAAGGAGAAGAAGAUCCGGGGCUUCUGCCACUUGUCCACCGGCCAGGAAGCCGUCGCUGUCGGCAUCGAGCACGCCAUCGAGAAGACGGACCACCUCAUCACGGCAUACCGCUGCCACGGCUUCGCCCUGAUGCGCGGAGGUACCGUCAAGUCAAUCAUCGGGGAACUGCUCGGCCGGAGAGAGGGUAUUGCGUAUGGCAAGGGCGGGUCGAUGCAUAUGUUCGCUCCCGGUUUCUAUGGCGGCAACGGCAUCGUCGGCGCCCAGGUCCCUGUUGGCGCCGGCAUUGCCUUCGCAAACCACUACGAGAACAAGAACAGCGUCACACUUGCCCUGUACGGCGACGGCGCUUCGAACCAGGGACAAGUCUUUGAAGCCUUCAACAUGGCUAAGCUGUGGAACUUGCCUAUUAUCUUUGGCUGCGAGAACAACAAGUACGGAAUGGGUACUGCCGCAAACCGUGCCGCUGCGCUCACCGACUACUACAAGCGUGGCCAAUACAUCCCUGGCCUCAAGAUCAACGGCAUGGAUGUCCUCGCUGUGAAGGCUGCUGUCAAGUACGGCAAGGAAUGGUGUGCUCAAGGCAAAGGUCCUCUCGUCUAUGAAUAUGUCACAUACCGCUACGGAGGCCACUCCAUGUCUGAUCCUGGCACUACCUACCGAACUCGCGAAGAGAUCCAGCGCAUGCGCAGCACCAACGAUCCUAUUGCAGGAUUAAAGCAGAAACUCCUUGAUUGGGGCGUCGUCUCUGAAGACGAACUUAAGACAAUCGACAAGGAAGCCCGCUCCAACGUCGACGCUGAGGUCGCCGAAGCUGAGAAAAUGCCCCCACCAGACCCAACCCCCAAGAUUUUAUUUGAGGACAUCUACGUCCGCGGCUCGGAACCCGAGUUUCUGAGGGGGCGAAUCCCGGAGGAGAACUUCUACUACCAAGAGGCGGAUAUUGCUGGUGAGCAGAAGCCUGUUACCAGGACGUAGAGCAGCUGGAACUUCCCCAGUGGUAGCAUCGAGUUUCCGUGAGGCCGGUUGACAGCUGCUUUCGCGGUUGGAGAGGAAAUUGUAAUACUACAUAUAAUCCGUGCAACUUUACUGCAUGAUUGGGAGCGUGGAUUCUAUUCUCUGACAUAAUUUGUCAUGGAUGUCUCUUGAAUAGUGCCAAUAGACUUCUUUUUCUUGUG
Molecule: messenger RNA, 1495 nt
Organism: Lindgomyces ingoldianus
Lineage: Eukaryota; Fungi; Ascomycota; Dothideomycetes; Pleosporales; Lindgomycetaceae
Exons: 5
Coding region: 18-1295 (425 amino acids)
Biological process (GO): pyruvate decarboxylation to acetyl-CoA
Cellular component (GO): intracellular membrane-bounded organelle
Molecular function (GO): pyruvate dehydrogenase (acetyl-transferring) activity
Source: RefSeq, a predicted model, not a curated record